AUGACCACCACAGCAGUCUUCGGCUCGACCGGCCUCGUCGGCAGCAACAUCCUCUCCACGCUGCUCAGCUCCGACCUCUACGCCGCAGUCGUGCACACCGUCUCCCGCCGCGCCCCAAAGGCCGACUCCCCCAAGCUGCACGCCACCGUCGACGCCGAGUCCGACAAAUGGCCCGAGAAGCUCUCGUCGCUGGACCCCGUGCCCACCACCGUCUACUCGGCGCUGGGCACCACGCGCGCCGCAGCCGGCGGCAUCGCCAACCAGUGGAAGAUCGACCACGACCUCAACGUCGAGAUCGCCAAGGCGGCCAAGGCGGCGGGCGUCAAGACGUUCGUCUUCAUCUCGUCCGCCGGCGUGCGCGGCAUGCUGUCCGGCGCCGCGCCCUACAGCAAGAUGAAGGUCGGCGUCGAGGACGCCAUCAAGGAGCUCGACUUUGAGCACGCCGUCAUCGUGCGCCCCGGCCUGAUCCUCGGCGAGCGCGAGGUCCCCAAGACGCCCUGGAUCAACGGCCUCGUGCACAAGCUCGGCCAGGGCAUGCAGGACUCGUUCGCCGCCGAGGCCGACGUCAUUGCGCGCGCGGCCGUCGCGGCGGCGAAGCUCGCCGAGGAUGGCAAAGCACCCGAGAAAUACUGGGUGGUGGACCAGAAGGCGGUGAUACGCCUGGGCAGGACAGAGUGGAAAGAAUAG
This is a messenger RNA of Phaeoacremonium minimum UCRPA7, 687 nucleotides long. RefSeq names its product putative serine threonine kinase tip30 cc3 protein. Gene Ontology annotation, cellular component: cytoplasm. The transcript has a single exon. Gene Ontology annotation, biological process: import into nucleus. NCBI's taxonomy places the organism in Eukaryota, Fungi, Ascomycota, Sordariomycetes, Togniniales, Togniniaceae. The coding region runs from base 1 to 687 and encodes 228 amino acids. The record is from RefSeq and is a predicted model, not a curated record.